AAAAUGGAGCACCACAACCAGAAAUUGAACGCUGACAGUUAUCUGCAUAAGAAGUUCACCUCGCAGAAACGCAAGCGUGAUGUGGAUUUGAUUCUGGAGCAGAACAAGGAAAAUAUUACGCAAGAUGCACCUGCCUGCAAAAGACGCCAGUUAAAUGGCUUUUUCCGACCUUGGCUGGACAACGAGCAGAAUAUUGAAACCAGCAACCAGAAGACCAGCCCCACACCAAUCCCACCUGUGAGCAGCACAUAUCACGCCAACAUGGUUCGACGCAACCAGACACCACGCCAGCGCAGUCCACGGGAGCAGCAGCGUCGCGAUCGCAACACAUUGGCAUGUCUUCUGAGCCGACGAGCCAGACAGGCACAGGACGCCCGCAUGGCGAUGCAGUAUGAGCAAUACCGUGCCCAGCAAGCGGCUAUCUUGGAGCAACAGGUCCGCUUCAGUCUCUACUAUCGUCAUCUGUUGCAGCAGGCGAUUUUCCAGCCAGCUUUCAACGCCUCUGGCAUUGAGCUACCCCCACAGCAGCAAGAAUUUCUACAGCAAAUGGCGUUGUCGCAGCAAUUGAUGAUCUUUGGUACCCAUCAAUGAGACAAGAGUUGUACCCAACUUGAAUUAAGUACCAUGACAGCCAUGUAAUGUGAUUUAGUUAUUAGUUUAAUCUUAGAUUAUUUAUUGUUGACUUUGAAAAUAAAAAUAUCGCAUAUGAAAAUAUAAUAUUCACCGUGGUUACUUAUUUACUGUACUGACUGCAUUAUAACUUGUGCACUUUCAGCAGC
Messenger RNA from Drosophila albomicans, 779 nucleotides. RefSeq names its product protein Mabiki-like. The transcript has a single exon. NCBI's taxonomy places the organism in Eukaryota, Metazoa, Arthropoda, Insecta, Diptera, Drosophilidae. Bases 4 to 591 code for a protein of 195 amino acids. The record is from RefSeq and is a predicted model, not a curated record.